AUGGAGACAUACUUGAACGAGAACUUUGGCGGGGUGAAGCCAAAGCAUUCGUCGGAGGAAGUGUUGCAGCGAUGGAGGGAUCUUUGUGGGGUUGUCAAGAAUCCCAAGCGACGGUUUCGGUUCACUGCUAACCUCUCCAAGCGUUACGAAGCCGCUGCUAUGCGUCGUACUAAUCAGGAGAAACUGAGGAUUGCAGUUCUAGUUUCAAAGGCCGCAUUUCAAUUUAUACAAGGUGUUCAACCGAGUGACUACACUGUACCAAAGGAAGUUCAGGCUGCUGGUUUUGAGAUCUGUGGAGAUGAGUUAGGUUCGAUUGUAGAAGGUCAUGACUUGAAAAAGUUGAAAUUUCAUGGUGGAGUUUCUGGUAUUGCGAACAAGCUUGCCACUUCAAGUACAAAUGGCCUUCCUACAGAUAGUGAAGCGCUGAGCCGCAGAGAGGAGAUAUAUGGAAUUAAUAAAUUCCAGGAGACCGUGGCUCGUAGCUUCUGGCUGUUUGUCUGGGAAGCACUUCAGGACAUGACUCUCAUGAUCCUUGGAGUAUGUGCUUUCGUGUCUUUGCUUGUAGGUGUUGCAACCGAAGGAUGGCCAAAGGGUGCUCAUGAUGGGCUUGGCAUUGUUGCUAGCAUUAUGUUAGUGGUGUUUGUUACCGCAACUAGUGAUUAUCGACAAUCUUUACAGUUCAGGGACUUGGACAAAGAAAAGAAGAAAAUUUCCAUUCAAGUCACGAGAAAUGGAUAUAGGCAAAAGAUGUCUAUAUAUGAUCUACUUCCAGGUGAUAUUGUCCAUCUUUCCAUAGGAGAUCAGGUCCCGGCAGAUGGGCUCUUCCUCUCUGGAUUUUCAGUGUUAAUUGAUGAGUCCAGUCUGACAGGAGAAAGUGAGCCAGUAAUGGUCACUGCGGAGAACCCGUUCCUGCUCUCGGGGACUAAAGUGCAAGAUGGCUCUGGUAAGAUGCUGGUUACAACUGUUGGCAUGAGGACUCAAUGGGGCAAACUGAUGGCCACCCUUAGUGAAGGAGGAGAUGAUGAAACUCCAUUGCAAGUUAAAUUGAAUGGGGUGGCAACAAUUAUUGGGAAGAUUGGCCUUUUCUUCGCUGUGGUGACUUUUGCUGUGUUAGUGCAGAAAAUGUUUGGGCGUAAAAUUCAGGAAGGAACACACUGGAGCUGGUGUGGAGAUGAUGCCUUGGAGAUUUUGGAAUACUUUGCUGUUGCUGUGACCAUUGUUGUGGUGGCAGUUCCUGAAGGACUUCCUCUGGCUGUGACUUUGAGUCUGGCAUUUGCAAUGAAAAAGAUGAUGAACGACAAGGCACUUGUUCGGCAUUUAGCUGCUUGUGAGACAAUGGGUUCUGCCACAACAAUAUGUAGUGAUAAAACUGGGACACUCACAACCAACCACAUGACUGUAGUAAAAUCCUGCAUUUGUAUGACUGUUAAGGAUGUUGGAAAGCCUGAAGAAUGCUCUUCAUUGGCCUCUGAAAUCCCAACUUUUGUUGUUAAAACUCUCUUACAGUCUAUUUUUAAUAACACUGGAGGAGAAGUAGUUGUCAGCAAAAAGGGAAAGCGUGAGAUUUUGGGAACACCCACUGAGACUGCCAUCCUUGAAUUCGGGUUAUCCCUUGGGGGAGAUUUUCAGGCAGAACGAGAAGCAUCCAAGCUCAUUAAAGUUGAGCCUUUUAACUCUACCAAGAAGAGAAUGGGUGUGGUACUGGAGCUCCCAGAAGGAGGCUUACGAGCUCAUUCCAAGGGAGCAUCAGAAAUUGUUUUGGCUGCCUGUGAAAAGGUGAUUGAUGCUAGUGGUAUGGUUGUGCCACUUGAUGAACAAUCGAUCAAUUACUUAAAGACUACCAUUGAUCAAUUUGCUGGUGAAGCACUUCGGACACUAUGCCUCGCAUAUAUGGAUCUGGAAACUGGAUUCUCCCCCGAUGAUGCCAUUCCUGUUUCUGGUUAUACUUUAAUUGGCAUAGUAGGUAUCAAGGAUCCUGUUCGUCCAGGAGUGAAGGAAUCUGUUGCUCUUUGCCGUUCAGCUGGAGUAACAGUCCGGAUGGUUACCGGUGAUAACAUAAAUACUGCAAAAGCUAUUGCUCGGGAAUGUGGAAUACUUACUGAUGACGGGAUAGCCAUAGAAGGUCCAGUUUUCCGUGAAAUGGGCCAGGAAGAAUUGCUUAAAAUAAUUCCCAAGAUUCAGGUCAUGGCUCGAUCUUCACCACUCGAUAAGCACAUGCUUGUGAAACAAUUGCGAACCACAUUCAAUGAAGUUGUUGCUGUGACAGGCGAUGGAACAAAUGAUGCUCCUGCACUUCAUGAAGCAGAUAUAGGACUUGCAAUGGGCAUUGCUGGAACAGAAGUUGCCAAAGAGAGUGCUGAUGUAAUUAUUCUGGAUGACAAUUUCUCCACAAUUGUCACUGUAGCCAAAUGGGGACGGUCUGUCUACAUUAACAUUCAGAAGUUUGUCCAAUUCCAGCUGACAGUCAAUGUGGUAGCAUUGAUAGUUAACUUCUCUUCUGCUUGUUUAACUGGAAGCGCUCCCCUCACUGCUGUUCAACUUUUGUGGGUAAACAUGAUAAUGGAUACCCUGGGAGCACUUGCUCUGGCUACUGAGCCUCCUAAUGAAGAACUAAUGAAGAGACCACCAGUUGGAAGGACAGGCAAUUUCAUAAGCAAUGUCAUGUGGAGGAAUAUCUUAGGACAAUCCUUAUAUCAGUUUUUAGUCAUAUGGUUUCUUCAGGCAUUUGGGAAAACUUUCUUUUUUAUUCGUGGCCCUGAUUCUGAUCUUGUCCUCAACACUCUUAUUUUCAAUACAUUUGUCUUCUGCCAGGUUUUCAAUGAGGUUAACUCCAGGGAGAUGGAGAAAAAAGAUGUUCUGGAUGGCAUACUGGACAACCAAGUUUUUUUGGCGGUUAUGGGUGCUACUGUCUUCUUCCAGAUCAUAAUCAUUGAAUACCUAGGAACCUUUGCAAACACAACGCCUCUCAGUAUUGUGCAAUGGUUUUUCAGUGUGUUGAUUGGAUUCCUGGGUAUGCCAAUUGCUGCAUAUUUGAAGGACAUUCCGGUAUAA
Messenger RNA from Oldenlandia corymbosa var. corymbosa, 3051 nucleotides. The record is from the annotation of a GenBank genome assembly. NCBI's taxonomy places the organism in Eukaryota, Viridiplantae, Streptophyta, Magnoliopsida, Gentianales, Rubiaceae.